AUGGACAACAAGAGACAUCCCAGUUCGUUCCAGCAGCUGGAGAAGCUAGGAGAGGGUACAUAUGCUACUGUUUUUAAAGGUAGAAAUAGACAGACGGGUGAACUUGUCGCUUUAAAAGAAAUCCACCUCGAUUCCGAAGAAGGCACACCAUCGACUGCGAUUAGGGAAAUCUCGUUGAUGAAAGAGUUGAAGCACGAGAAUAUCGUCAGCUUACACGAUGUCAUACAUACUGAAAACAAACUCAUGCUUGUCUUCGAACAUAUGGACAAAGAUUUGAAGAAGUACAUGGAUACAUCAGGAGACCGAGGAGCUUUACCACCUCCUACCAUCAAGUCAUUCAUGCAUCAACUUCUUAAAGGAAUUGAUUUUUGCCACCAAAAUCGAGUCCUUCACAGGGAUUUGAAACCUCAAAAUCUUCUCAUCAACAUGAAGGGCCAACUUAAACUUGCGGAUUUUGGUCUCGCGCGUGCAUUUGGUAUUCCAGUCAAUACUUUCUCCAACGAAGUUGUUACUUUAUGGUAUCGAGCCCCAGAUGUCCUCCUUGGAAGUCGAACCUACAAUACCAGCAUUGACAUUUGGUCUGCGGGAUGCAUCAUGGCAGAGAUGUAUACAGGACGACCGUUGUUUCCUGGUACAACCAAUGAGGAUCAAUUGGUACGGAUUUUUAGAAUCAUGGGUACACCUUCUGAGCGAACAUGGCCUGGAAUCUCUCAAUUCACCGAGUAUAAGACAAACUUUCAAAUGUAUGCAACUCAAGAUCUACGAGUCAUCUUGCCUCAAAUUGAUGCGGUUGGUAUCGAUCUUCUUCAGAGAAUGUUGCAAUUGAGGCCAGAACUGCGAAUCAGUGCACAUGAUGCUUUGAGCCAUCCAUGGUUCAACGAUCUACCAGGGGCAAUGAGACGUCCACAAGUACAACAGGGACAGAUGCCGAUGCAGAGGGGAUAUGCACCACAAGAGGUAGCACAGGGAGGAUACCAGCAGUAUUGA
Messenger RNA from Sclerotinia sclerotiorum 1980 UF-70, 987 nucleotides. RefSeq names its product negative regulator of the PHO system. The transcript has 2 exons. Gene Ontology annotation, molecular function: cyclin-dependent protein serine/threonine kinase activity; ATP binding. The record is from RefSeq and is a predicted model, not a curated record. Gene Ontology annotation, biological process: protein phosphorylation. NCBI's taxonomy places the organism in Eukaryota, Fungi, Ascomycota, Leotiomycetes, Helotiales, Sclerotiniaceae. Gene Ontology annotation, cellular component: nucleus; cytoplasm. The coding region runs from base 1 to 987 and encodes 328 amino acids.